AUCUCAAUCUCAAUGUCUCAAAACAAUCUAAAAUGUAGAAAAAAGGGAAAAACAAAUCCAACCCUGAAAUUCUCGCUUUUCUUUUUUCCCUGUUUUCCAUUUCUCACUCUUUUUUGCUCUCGUGUUUGUUUCCCGAGGAAAAAGAGGAGAAGGAUUGGGAUCUCAACAACUGUCACUCUAACCUCAAAACUGUUGUCCUCCAUUUUUCUUUUUAAUUUCCCGGGAAUCAAAGGGACAGUUAUUCUUUCGGUCCGUUUUAAUUUGAUUAUCGUUUCAAGCAGCGUUAAUUUUGAUGGGAAAUUGGUGAUCAAUAUAAAAGCUGAAUUUCUGUUGAAAUAAUAGAGGAGAUGACCAAAGAACACCCGCCUGAGCCACUCGAUUUCUUCAUUUGGACUGUUGAGGAUGUUGGAAUGUGGUUGGAAGAGAUAAAUCUUGGUAGCUACCGUCAGAUUUUCAAAGAAAAUGGUGUCAAUGGAGAAUACUUGGAAGGCAUGUCUAUGUUCACAACUGAACAGAUUCUUCGAUUUAUAAGGCGGUGUCAUAUGAAAUGGGGAGACUUUAUCACGCUAUGUAAGGAACUCAGACGAAUAAAAGGUCUCUCUCUCGGUGCUCUCUCUCUCGUGGCUUGCCUGAAAGGAGAGCAAAAAGUUCGCAGGCCAUGGUGGGCUCCUUCGUGCCUUUCAAUAUUCUUUGUUAAGGUAGCAAAGCGCAACAGACAGUCACGUGUUGUUUCCUUGAAGCUGGAACCAUGAUGCAAAAUAUGCUUUUUUAUCUACGUAUAUGUUGUUUUUCUUCUCGUUGAGGGAGCAAAAAGUAGGGGAAAAACUGAACUUUUUGUCCAAAAUCUGUUAAGGUGUUGUUGAUAGUUCUUCCUUCAAGAACUCUUUUACGUAUACGAGCCUUUCUUUUGAUAUACAUAUAUGGUAUAUGUUAAUUAUUAUAGUUGUAUCAUGCAUCUUGUUCUUUGAAACAGAGUACCAUUUAUGUUUAUAUCAAGGAAAUGGUGAUAAUUCGGUUUGUUUUUCUUGAAGAAA
Molecule: messenger RNA, 1034 nt
Organism: Gossypium raimondii (Peruvian cotton)
Lineage: Eukaryota; Viridiplantae; Streptophyta; Magnoliopsida; Malvales; Malvaceae
Exons: 3
Coding region: 348-752 (134 amino acids)
Molecular function (GO): protein binding
Source: RefSeq, a predicted model, not a curated record